Molecule: messenger RNA, 506 nt
Organism: Wasmannia auropunctata (little fire ant)
Lineage: Eukaryota; Metazoa; Arthropoda; Insecta; Hymenoptera; Formicidae
Product: odorant receptor 43a-like
Exons: 4
Coding region: 35-436 (133 amino acids)
Biological process (GO): sensory perception of smell; detection of chemical stimulus involved in sensory perception of smell
Cellular component (GO): plasma membrane
Molecular function (GO): odorant binding; olfactory receptor activity
Source: RefSeq, a predicted model, not a curated record
UGAUCAUAUAGAAGAUAUAUUUAAUAUAAUAUUAAUGAUAUUGUUUUUAUAUUUCUGCGCUCUUUUCGCUUUCUAUGGAUUUUGGAUAAUGAAUAUGCUCGAAAGUGGACAGCACUUGACAAUCUUUCACUUGGCAUAUAUUGUAAGCAUCAUGCUCAAUGCGUUUGGUCACAUGUGUAUGUACUGUGCUGUUGGCGAAAUAUUAACAGCUCAGUGUGAUCGAAUCCAUUAUGCUGUAUAUUCCAAUAAAUGGUAUAAUAUGGAGUUAAAAAAUAUUCGGAACUUGAUUCUUCUAAUGAUAAGAACCAAUAAACCUCUUUACCUUAAUAUUGGUAAAGUGUUUCCGUUAACAAUGGCUACAUUUUGUAAUCUACUAAAAACAUCAGCUGGUUACAUAUCCGUGUUAUUAACAAAAAAAAGUCAAUCGAAAAUUUAAAAUAAUAUAACUAAUGCCUGCUCUGACAUUAAACGACAAAUUUAGUAAACAUUUGAUCAAAGAGUUAGUA